Molecule: messenger RNA, 695 nt
Organism: Helianthus annuus (common sunflower)
Lineage: Eukaryota; Viridiplantae; Streptophyta; Magnoliopsida; Asterales; Asteraceae
Product: histone H3.3
Exons: 4
Coding region: 124-534 (136 amino acids)
Cellular component (GO): nucleosome
Molecular function (GO): structural constituent of chromatin; DNA binding; protein heterodimerization activity
Source: RefSeq, a predicted model, not a curated record
ACCCGUUGUAAACUUGAGCCCCACGUUUCACCUUUAUAUAAUAACCCACCCACCCCCAAUUCAACAACCCUCUUCACCAAUUCAAAACCCUAAUUUCCCAAAUCUCUCGAUCUAAAAAAAACAAUGGCCCGUACAAAGCAGACUGCUCGUAAAUCCACCGGUGGAAAAGCUCCGCGUAAACAGCUUGCUACUAAGGCUGCUAGGAAAUCUGCUCCGACAACCGGAGGAGUGAAGAAGCCUCACCGUUACCGUCCUGGAACCGUCGCUCUUCGUGAGAUCCGUAAGUACCAAAAGAGCACAGAGCUUCUCAUCCGCAAGUUGCCUUUCCAGAGGCUUGUUCGUGAAAUCGCUCAGGAUUUCAAGACUGACCUGAGGUUUCAGAGCCAUGCUGUGUUGGCCCUUCAGGAGGCUGCUGAAGCUUACCUUGUGGGUCUGUUUGAGGACACAAACUUGUGUGCCAUCCAUGCCAAGAGGGUGACCAUCAUGCCCAAAGACAUCCAGUUGGCCAGGCGUAUCCGUGGGGAGCGUGCUUAAGAUUGAUCCUUAUGGACUACUAGUUUGAUUUGUUUUGAUUUUGUUACAGUAGUAUGUAUGUAUUCUUUACAUGCUGAAAUCUUGUUAUCUAGAUUAUAACGUAUUCGCUUUUAUAUAGUUUGGAAUUGGUUAUGGAAUUGAUGAUCGCUAAUCUUUCAUUA